This is a messenger RNA of Ilyonectria robusta, 1502 nucleotides long. RefSeq lists its product as uncharacterized. Lineage: Eukaryota; Fungi; Ascomycota; Sordariomycetes; Hypocreales; Nectriaceae. The record is from RefSeq and is a predicted model, not a curated record. Bases 252 to 1502 code for a protein of 416 amino acids. The transcript has 5 exons.
CCCAACCUAGCCAAUCCAUACAACCCGUCCAACCCAUUCAGCCCAUCCAGCCCAUCCAGCCCUCACUUGUCGCUCUCCCUCGCUCCAUCCCUCGCCUUCUCAUCUCAUACAGAAAAAGAAACAAUAAAUACUCACCUACCAAUGCCUACCCAACGCUAAUAAGGGCGUCCACACCCCCACAUCCGUCCCAUCACCAACAUCCUCUCUCCCUCACCAUCUCCUCUCAAGCUUCCGCUCUCCGCCAUGAUACCAUGCCGGGUACGCUCAUCCCGCCGUGGUAUGUUUCCCACCAGCCCUCGUGCGACGACCUGGUCGUCGUGAGCGUCGUCUGGGGCCUGUCCCUGGGCCUCAGCAUCUUUGGCUUCAUCCGCGCCGCCAACCAAACCUUUCACCAAUGGAAGCGCGCUCGCAGGGUCACGGCCUACAUGGUCUUCAUCUGGCUGGAGCUGGUCGCGAGCACCAUAAUCGGGGGGAUCGGAUGGGGGCAUGUGUAUGGGAGUAUUCCUGCUAGCUUCGAGCUAUUCUUCUUCAUCAUCAUCCUCUGGAUGUUCCAAAUCCACUGCAUCAUGCAAAUCAUCAUCAACCGCAUCGCCCUCCUCGCCGUUUCUCCCUCCACCGUUCGCCGCCUCCGCUGGGGCAUCUUUUUCACGCUGCUCAUUAUAAACAUCUCGGUCGGCGUCGUCUGGAUCCCGGCCCGCCUGCAAAUCAGCCCAAAAUGGAUACACGUCAACGACAUAUACGACCGUCUUGAGAAGGCCGUCUUCGCUGUCAUUGACGUCUGCCUCAACCUCUACUUUGUCCACCUUGUCCGCUCUUCGCUCAUUGAAUACGGCCUGACCAAGUACAUCUUACUGUACCGGUUCAACCUAGCCAUGGUUGCCGUGUCUCUUACCAUGGAUAUCCUCAUCAUUGCAACAAUGUCCCUGAACAAUACCUUUUUAUACGUCAUCUUCCACCCGCUCGCAUACCUUGUCAAGCUUCACAUCGAACUCUCCAUGGCCGACCUCAUUGCCAAGAUCGUCAAAGCCGCCGGGCCCGACCUCGCCUGCGCCUGCGUCUGCCACCAGAACAACGUCCGUCCCUUCGCCCAUCACCUGUCCGUGAACUCGCACAACAGCGCACCAGCCGAACUCGGCGGCGUUGUCAUCGCGCCAGACCGCAUGCGCCGCUCCUGGCCCAACUGGUCAGCGCCCUUGCGGAUUAUCCGCCGUGGCGGCGACGACGAGGCGCAAAGGGCGUCAGCCAGCAGGGAUAGCAUGGGACUGCGGAUGUUUCCUCGGACAGAGCAGGUCCGUGGACGGGCGCACAGUUUUGCGUCUCAGCCGCAGCGCAAAGAUUCAGGACUUGGCGUGUCCAGCCUGGCGAGUUCAAUGGGCCAUUCAAGCACCUCCAAGAGCACCACCUCCAAGAGCACCACCUCCAAGAGCACCACCUCCAAGAGCACCACCUCCAAGAGCACCACCUCCAAGAGCACCACCUCCAAGAGCAUCACCGACCACUAG